AUGGCUGCACGUCAAAGAUCGCCUUCUGCUCACGCCCGUCCCGGGGAGCGCUCUCGGGAGGAAGGCCGUGAGAUGAAGCUUUUGCACUUCAUUUAUGACCAGCCGAACAUAGAUGACAUCCGCGGACACCCCCAGAAGGUGCUUGAUCUGAUGGACCAGUUUGAGGAAGAAUACCAUAUGAUGACCGUCGGAGGACCAAAAGGAAAGAUUGUCAAGGAUUUGAUCGCUGAGUCUAAGCCGAAGACAAUGAUUGAACUUGGCUGCUACGUUGGAUAUUCCGCCAUCAUGUUCGGCGACGCCGUGCGCCAGAAUGGAGGCGAGCGCUAUCUGAGUCUUGAACUGAACCCCGAAUGGACUGCUAUUGCCAAUAUGCUCAUCGAGCUGGCUGGUCUCCGUGAUUUCGUGCGUGUCAUUGUUGGCCGCAGUGAUGUCUCGCUUGACAAAUUGUUCAAGAGUGGCCAAGUGAAGAAAAUUGAGCUAAUGUUCAUCGACCACUACAAGCCUGCGUACACCACAGACGUCAAGCUGUGUGAGUAUCACGGAAUGAUCCAGCCUGGCACGAUCCUGGCUGCUGACAAUGUCCUGUAUCCGGGCAACCCGCCCUACUUGGAAUACAUCCGAAGCACCGUCGAGCAGAAGCGGGAGGCGGCUAAGACUGGCCCUGUGAAGGAAUACAACACCGUGGGGAUGAGGGAGCGCACUAUUCAGUCCUUUAUGCCCGAGAAUGACGUGCCCGCCUUUGAAACAGUGGGCAACCCCAACCUCGUGUACAAGAGCGAGCUAUGCCAGCCCGAAGGCGAAAGAGAUGCCGUUGAAGUGUCACGAUGCGUUGAAAUCCAGGAAGCAUAG
Messenger RNA from Penicillium atrosanguineum, 849 nucleotides. Its product is annotated as O-methyltransferase. Bases 1 to 849 code for a protein of 282 amino acids. The transcript has 3 exons. The record is from RefSeq and is a predicted model, not a curated record. NCBI's taxonomy places the organism in Eukaryota, Fungi, Ascomycota, Eurotiomycetes, Eurotiales, Aspergillaceae. Gene Ontology annotation, molecular function: O-methyltransferase activity.